Molecule: messenger RNA, 4622 nt
Organism: Labrus mixtus (cuckoo wrasse)
Lineage: Eukaryota; Metazoa; Chordata; Actinopteri; Labriformes; Labridae
Gene: trim3b
Product: tripartite motif containing 3b
Exons: 17
Coding region: 238-2538 (766 amino acids)
Biological process (GO): negative regulation of translation; protein polyubiquitination; proteasome-mediated ubiquitin-dependent protein catabolic process
Molecular function (GO): zinc ion binding; translation repressor activity; ubiquitin protein ligase activity
Source: RefSeq, a predicted model, not a curated record
CCCUCAGUGCUUUCCCUCCUGCUAGCACACACAUACAUGGCAGUUCCUGAUCGCACACACACACGCCCUACUCCUGCCUCCCUCUCUGUGUGAGGUGCUCUUUGCUCUGGCGAUGUCGGGUUUGGUGGACGUGUAUUGCUCCCUGUGGAGGAGGAGGGCACGCUGAAACUUCCUUGCAUCUCUCUGCUCAUCUGUCGGGAACCUGCUGAUAACGGCUGCCGUCGUGCGUGGCUAUAGAUGUCCUCUGUCAUGGCCAAGCGAGAGGCUGGGAGCACCAGCCCUGUGGUGCGUCAGAUAGACAAACAGUUUCUGGUCUGCAGCAUCUGUCUGGAUCACUACCGCAACCCCAAGGUUCUUCCCUGUCUGCACACCUUCUGUGAAAGUUGCCUCCAAAACUACAUUCCCCCAGAGUCUCUGACGCUCUCGUGCCCGGUGUGUCGACAGACGUCCAUCCUGCCAGAGAAAGGCGUUUGUGCUCUUCAGAACAACUUCUUCAUCACUAAUCUCAUGGAGGUUCUUCAACGAGACCCAGAGUGCUCACGGCCUGAGGCCUGCAGUGUCCUUGAGUCAGUCAGCGCUGCAGUCGCAGGGAAGCCCCUCUGUUGCCCAAACCACGAGGGAAAGGUGAUGGAGUUCUACUGCGAGUCGUGUGAGACGGCCAUGUGUUUGGACUGCACAGAGGCCGAGCACCGGGAGCAUGUGACCGUUCCCCUGCGGGACGUUGUAGAACAGCACAAGGCUGCUCUGAAGACGCAGCUGGAUGCCAUUCACAGCAGGCUCCCUCAGAUUACAGCAGCCAUUGAGCUGGUGAGUGACAUCUCUCGCCAGCUGAAUGACAGGAAGAUCGAGGCGGUGGCAGAGAUCACAUGUACAUUUGAGGAGCUGGAGCGGGCGCUGAAUCAGCGCAAGACAGCCCUUAUCACAGACCUGGAGAACAUCUGCAGCGCUAAGCAGAAGGUCCUUCAGGCCCAGCUCUCAUCUCUCCUGCAGGGGAAGGAUCACAUCCAGAGCAGCUGCAGCUUCACAGAGCAGGCUCUCAGCCAUGGCAGUGCUACAGAGGUGUUGCUGGUUCAGAAGCAGAUGAGUGAGCGGGUAACAGCGCUGGCCAGACAUGACUUCCCAGAGAGGCCGCAUCAAAAUGCACAUCUGGACUGUCAGGUGGAGACUGAAGGUUUGCGACGCUCCAUCCAGAAUCUUGGCGUUCUCCUCACCACAGCCGCUGUGGCUCACACCUCUGUGGCCACAGGAGAGGGCCUCCGACAUGCAGCAACUGGACAGCACCACACCGUUACCGUGACAACAAAAGACAAAGAUGGCGAUCUGGUACGGACAGGAAAUGCAGUUUUAAAAGCAGAGAUAACGUCUGCCGACGGGGGCCGCGCUGCAGAGACAGAGAUAGCGGACAAUAAGAACGGGACGUAUGAAGUGGGCUACACAUUGCGUUCGGAGGGGGAGUACUCCUUCUCUCUGUUGCUUUACGGCCAGCCGAUACGAGGCAGCCCUUUCCGUCUGCGGGCGGUCAAACCCUCAGAUGUGCCACAAUCUCCAGAUGACGUGAAGAGGAGGGUGAAGUCUCCCAGCGGGACUGGGGGCCACAUACGGCAGAAAGCAGUGCGACGGCCUUCCAGCAUGUACAGCACCACCAAGAAGAAGGAGAACCCGAUAGAGGACGAGCUCAUCUACAGAAUGGGUACCCGCGGCAGAGAAAAGGGGGAGUUCACAAACCUGCAAGGAAUCUCUGCCACGAGUAAUGGCCGAGUGGUGGUUGCAGACAGCAACAACCAGUGCAUUCAGGUUUUUACCAACGAUGGCCAGUUCAAGAUGCGUUUUGGGGUCAGAGGACGUUCUCCUGGGCAGCUGCAGAGACCGACAGGCGUCACUGUGGACAUGAAUGGUGACAUUGUGGUUGCCGACUACGACAAUCGAUGGGUCAGCAUUUUCUCCUCAGAUGGCAAGUUUAAGAAUAAGAUCGGUGCAGGCCGGCUCAUGGGUCCUAAGGGCGUGGCUGUAGAUAAGAAUGGACACAUUAUCACUGUGGACAACAAAGCCUGCUGUGUCUUCAUCUUUCAAUCAAAUGGAAAACUGGUGACCAAGUUUGGAGGCAGGGGGACGUCUGACAGACAGUUUGCAGAAAAACUUGGCCCAAACUAUAAUAAAUCUGGCUCAGUUUUCAGUCCACACUUUGUUACAGUGAACAACAAGAAUGAAAUUAUUGUGACGGACUUCCACAAUCACUCUGUAAAGGUGUACAGCGCAGACGGAGAGUUCUUGUUCAAGUUUGGCUCCCACGGUGAAGGCAAUGGCCAGUUCAAUGCUCCCACUGGUGUGGCUGUGGAUGCUAAUGGAAAUAUCAUUGUAGCUGACUGGGGUAACAGCAGAAUACAGGUGUUUGACAGCACAGGCUCCUUCUUAUCUUACAUCAACACCUCAGCAGACCCUCUGUACGGCCCCCAGGGCCUGGCCCUCACCUCAGACGGACACGUGGCUGUUGCUGACUCCGGCAACCAUUGCUUUAAGGUUUACAGAUAUCUCCAGUAGGCUGAGCAAAGACAUUCUCUGACACACAACUCCUGCUUUUACUGGUUGAAAUCACAGAUUGCUUGUGGACAUAGAGCUGAGACAUAUACCUGCAUCAUUUACGGUGAUCCCAGGUUUCUUUUGCCCAAAACAUUAAUACGAGAAAAAGUGUUUUUUCUUUUUUACAUAAACCGACAAAUUCAAUAGUAAUUCACUUGUCUACUAAAGACGGAAUGAGCACGUUAUUUAUUCAUUCCUUUCUGUGAAGACAAAUGUCAAGAAACUGUUCUGGUAAAACAAGGACUAGUAAAGGAAGAUUUCAAUACAAUUCCUGUAAUUACAUAUUAUAUAUUUACUCAUGGUCUGUCUAUUUUAAAAUGUAGAACCUUGAGUAUAUAUUUCAAAAUCAUAUUUAAAUAAUGAACUGGUAAUAAACCUCCCGUCCUGGGUGCUUUAGGAUGAGUUGGACCUCACCGUAAAUAGCCUGCAAUCUGAAGUUGGCAAUUUUUUCAGAGCAAUGCAGAUGAGCAGCUUAACCAUCAACCAGCGACACAAAGGGACACACAAGAGAAAAAAAAGUCUACUUCUUAUUUCCUGGUGCAAACACCAUGCUUUGCGAUUGAACAAUGCUCAGGCCUUUCCUUGAACAGGUUUGCAUGUCUGUGCUCUUGAAAACACUAGACCCUGUCGUCACUGCCUUUUUCUCCUGAUCAGUAAAACACCACAUGCAAACAGGAAUGUGUAGAUUCAUGAAAUGAUUUCUUCUUCUUCUCAUUCUGCACCUUAUCACUCUGACAAAAUACCUGCACGUGGAUAUAGAUUGAUUUUGUCCGGUCAUUCAAGUUCAUUUGACUUGUAUGCAACUUUUUCUUUUCUUUGGGCAUUUUUAGUUCCCAAAGACAAGCGACAAAAAAAGCACAACAGCAAAUGGAUCAGCAGUGUUUUUGAGCACAUCGUAACCAGCUCUUUUAGCUCGACUUUUCUCUUCUAUUAAACCAAACAAGCCCCCACUAGUACCUGCACUUUUGUGAAUCAUAUCUACAACCUAUUGUACUUGUAAAUAUACAUAUUAUGGUGUAUAUAUGGAUUUGGUGUCCUUGUUAUUUCACUAAAUAACCUACUUAUCAAAGAUUUCAACACUGGAAUAUUUACUAUCCCAUCACAAGGUCAUGCCAAGUAGUAGCCAGUGACAAAUGACAUCAAUGGAACAAAGUUGUAUGCGCUUUAUUUGCUGUGUUUUUAUUUUUUCAAAGGACUUAAUUUAUUUUUUAUUUUAUUUUCUACUUAAUUUGUUCUACAAAAUUAUUUUUCUAAUUGGUGCAUUUUUGCCAAACAUUCUUGUACAUAGGCCUUGUGACUUGUAGCACUGAAAGCUGUUCUCUCUUGCGCCUCCUCCCCAAAAUCUCACAUCCAGUUCAAAAGGUCACUUUUUUCCUUCUGCCAAAAAUAACCCCCCCCCCCCCCCCCCCCCCACCCCCACAUUGUCGUAAGUUGUUGAUGAACAAUGCAAAAAGAAAAUAAUCACGCACUUAUUCUAAGAGUUCUAUCGUUUGCAAGAGUAAUAUAUGCCUCUGUGUAUAGUUAUCAUUGAACAUAAUCAGAAAGCGUACUGUAUAUUACAAUCAUAUUCUUGUUGUAGCUGACAAGCACCUUUAUCAUGAGGUCUUUUGUAUUCAUUUUUCUUGGUAGUUCAGUGUUUCAAAGGUUUUCAGUGUGGAGCGACACAACACCAGCUAACAUGCAGUAACACAGACAGUUUGUCACCUGUGUUUUUAUGAAUAAACUGUCCCUUCUUGAUUAUAGAUCUAUAUUUAAUUCCUGUUUCCCCACAUCUCUAUUUCCUGUUUAUUGAAAAGUCUUUGUAAUGACAGAGUAAGUUUGACGUUUCCUUCUGCGUUACUGUUUCUUUUUAAUCCCCAUCUCACCUGUACGCCCCCUCCUCAUGUCUGUGAAAUAAACGAAGCACAUUCAAAUUGAACACUACAUGAAUCAUCAUGUGUAGCCUGCUCUGUACUACAAGAGGCCAGUCCACAAAACAUAAAGUACUGCAUUUAUGUAACCAUGGCAAAGGUAUGCUUGUAAAUAUUAAAGAAUGACACUAUGAA